Molecule: messenger RNA, 3522 nt
Organism: Wallemia ichthyophaga EXF-994
Lineage: Eukaryota; Fungi; Basidiomycota; Wallemiomycetes; Wallemiales; Wallemiaceae
Exons: 4
Coding region: 1-3522 (1173 amino acids)
Source: RefSeq, a predicted model, not a curated record
AUGUUCAAAGUGCGUUGGAAUCGCAAGAAAUCUGACCAAAAGACACCGAGCUCACCAAUAACACCAUUACAUCCCCUUAAUGAUAAUUUAGAGUCACCUGCUCGCCAGAGCCUCUCUGAUGGUGGUCUCCAACCAGUACCGCUUAAUCAUCCAUCACCGAAUUUCGUCAGUCCAAUUAGUCCAUCUGCGAAUGCGAUAUUAGCUGAUCAAGAGGAUAAAUAUGACAAUUGCCCUGUUUGCUUGGAGCCGCUUUCAUUCUCGUUUAGACUUCCUGGCGAGAAACCGCACAUUGUACCACUCUGUGGACACGCUUUACACGAUCAGUGCUUCACCCAGGUCUAUGGUCCUCUUCCUUCUGCUAAAAUGCCUUCCAAGAGUCUGGGUGUGUGUGGAAUCUGCAGGAAGCCCAUGAAACUAUCUGAUGACGCUGAUGUACAAUCCAAUAAGAAAACGUCAAAAAUCAAUAAACUCGAUAAACUCGCUGGGAUCGCUUCUCCGCCGCUUGGACGCGAUUUACAAACAUCGCAUUCCUCAAAUAGCUUAAAUAAUCAAUACGCGUCUUACACCUCUCAAGCCUCUUACGCGUCUUAUCAAAAGAAUAGCGCUGGUAGCGGUGGUAACUUUCAGUCUUCUCCAUCAGAUUCCCCUUCAGAUCCACUAGAUAGCUCCGCUGAUGACGCUAUACCAGCAGCAACUACAAACAGCUCAAACACUUCAAUAUCAAAUAACUCAAAGUCGUCUUACAACGAACUAGUCUCACCUAAUAUAUCUAUAAGGACGGAAUUUAACGCUGCUAUCCGACCACAUAUAGAUCAAAAAUCCGCCAUUACCGCUAUCGUUACAGUCGGUAUUCCUUCAAGGCACUCUGACUCUGACCACGUUAAGAAUUCGAAUCACCCUUCCUUAGUUAGAUACCAAGAGCGUCAUCAUGCCUUAUACGAUAAUGAGACAUUUGCACCUUUAAACAGAUCUGAAAGUAGAACUUCGGGGGACAACACUUCUAUUAGCUCAUCUUCAAACUUUUCUACACAGGCGCAACCCGCUCAACCCACUCAACCCCAACAGACUAAUUCAAAACCACUGAAGUCUGUUGCUUCAGAUUUAUAUGCUAGGAUACUCGAUUGGAAGGGCAACAACCCCCACAGCUUCGGAUCACUCUUGUUGUACUCACUUUGUCUGACUAUACGGAGGUCGACGCAAUCACAGACUGCGCAAGUUUUCUUGUUUGAAAACGCCCUGAUUUGUGUCUCAGAGGACAGAAAAAGCGCACCCUUGAAAGAUGGCAACAAGUCACUCAAAUUAAAAGGAAAAAUUUAUAUAUCGAAUAUAAGAAGAGUUGUCUCAAUUGGUGAUACAGGUCUCGUUUUGGAAACAGAAGCUGAAGAUUUUCGUGACUUGACACUCAUGUUCAUUAUGCGUGAUGAGCGUGAACAGUGGAAAUCUCAGUUCGAUAAAUUGAUCUUUUCAUCUGUCAACGUCCACCAUCAAUCGCAACCAGAACAGCAACCAGAUUCACCUCAAAUGUCUUUGCGUGAUAGGGUUGAAAACGAUCGAUCCGGUCGGCUUCUGUCACCGCAGACUGGCCCAAACCGUCAAUCAAUACAAUCACCACACCAAACCAGUAUGACUUCACCAUCUUCAUUCGGAGGUGUACCAAUAUCCCCAAUGUCACUUCCUCACUCACCAAGGUCCACUCAGGCUAGCUCGAUUGCGACAUCAGGUGUAUCUUCUAAUCCAUCAGACGUCUCGACAUCAGCAUUUGGAAUGUCCUAUGCGGCACCUGGCGAUAACAAGGGUAGAGACUCGUUCAGAUCAUCGUUUCAGUUUACCGGCAAUCCUCCAAUUUUCAAUGAGCAGAAUUUAGCACCGCUCUCGCCACACGACGGUACGCUGUAUCCCCAUGCGCCAGCUGACAUUGUGCUCAUUUUGCCACUCCCUACAUCUCAACAUGGCAGCCCAACACUCAAACUCAGGUUCUUAAAAUCAUCGUUGGAGUUUGUGAUUAACAAGCUUGGUCAUCGAGACAGAAUUUGCGUUGUUACAUUCAAGUCCAUUCAGGGCGGAGCGUUGCGCAGAACGCCAUUCAUAUCACCAUCCUCCGUCAGCGGUAAGCAGAAGCUAAGUAGAUUUUUGGAGACAUUCGGGAGCAACUGGGAGGAUUCAGUGUAUGGGAUAGACGGCGCAGUCGACCCAUUCAAAGUCGGUACCAAAGAUGACGAGAAAACAGAUGUCGUGACGGCAAUGAACGCAGCCCUGGAUGGAGUGUUGCAGAGAACAGCAAAAAAUUCAGUCACAGGAAUAUUUCUCGUCAGCGAUAAUCAAGAUCCAACGAGACGUGCGCAGAUGGAAUUGGUGUUGGCGCGCGCUGAAGCAGCCUCCGUACCAAUACACACACUAGGUUGGAGUAGAGUGCACGAUCCCUCUUCACUCUGGCUUCUCUCCUCACAUACUGGUGGCACCUACACUUUCGUGAAGGAGUGGAACCAAUUGAGGGACUGCAUAGCUGGUGCUGUUGGUGGACUGUUCAGCGUUGCAGCCACAAACAUGAAGCUGCACAUAAAUGUCCUCGACUGGCCAAUGAUACGAGUGAGAAAGGUGUCACCAUCUACAUCAACCAUAGUUUCCAACGAGGGUAAUGAAGUACAUGUAGAGCUGGGUGAAAUUCAUUACGGUGAACAGAGAGAGUUGCUCGUCGAGAUGGAUCUCAUCCACCCAAUUAAAGCUACCAUUGGCAGUUCGGGCCAAAAUACCAAACGGUUGUCGAGAUACUCGGCGCAAGCCAACGUCAACUCAAAUAUUCAAGAUGGAUUGUCUGGUUUGAGUGUGGGUGAAACUAUGUCAGACGCAUACGAUGAUAUGAUUGAUGAGGCAGCUCUUUUUGAAGUUGAUGCGUCAUAUCACGAUCCAAAUGUCGGUAGAUCGGUCUCGCGUUUAGUGCAGCCAGUGCUGUUGACUAUGACAAUCUACCCUAAUAUCCAACCAGACGCUCAUACAACAAUCGGCUCAUCCCCAACCCUCAUCUCCCAGCGUCUCAAUGCAAUACUCGGCAGUCCAGAUGCUAAGGUGAUAAGACGCAGGAUGGAGUUGCUUUCAUCGGAUAUGAUAACACGCGCACUAAUACUGAUUUCGCGUAAAAAUAACGUUCAAGCACAAAGAUUACUCACUGAGACGGUACGUUUGGUGAGAAUGGCUAUAAGCAAUCUAGUCAACUCCACGUCCUUCUCUCCGACUGUUAAUUCACCAUCAAUGUCCAUCACACCUAACAGAUUCAAAAAGGAUCAUGGCAUACUUAAUACUGCCGAUAUACUCGAGGCUAUUUUGUUUGAACUCGAGAGUUUACUUGAAGGAUUGGAAGAGCACAAGGAAAAUUUUGACCGCGAGCAGCGUAAUCUUGGUGCUCAGCAAGCUAUGAUACUUAGAGAUCAAAAGAGCUGGACUGGAAGAAGUCCAAUCGAGAGGUUGUUCUGGAAUUUUGAUAAUUCGAGAGCCUUGCUUGUCAAAUCACUUGACUGGAAUAAAUAG